This is a messenger RNA of Bactrocera dorsalis (oriental fruit fly), 2985 nucleotides long. RefSeq names its product ribonuclease Z, mitochondrial (gene RNaseZ). The transcript is spliced from 4 exons. Gene Ontology annotation, molecular function: 3'-tRNA processing endoribonuclease activity. Gene Ontology annotation, biological process: mitochondrial tRNA 3'-end processing. Gene Ontology annotation, cellular component: mitochondrion. Bases 163 to 2721 code for a protein of 852 amino acids. Lineage: Eukaryota; Metazoa; Arthropoda; Insecta; Diptera; Tephritidae. The record is from RefSeq and is a predicted model, not a curated record.
GAACUCUUGCAGGCUUUCUACUCGCUAGUUAGCGUCGUUGUGUUUCCACUUAUUUUCGCUGUCAUCUCUAAAAAUUUGAACAGCUGUUAAGUUAUGUCAAAACGCUGCUUUCAGCGACGCAUGUGUUUUUCCCCCAAGUAGUCAGCAGCACGGUAAACGCUUAUGUUGUUCAACAGCACUUUGCGACGUAGCUUUGCACGUGUCAAAACUUUACAAUUCACGCAAGUAAACACAUUCCUGCACAUGGAAUCUCCAAUAGCACCCAGCACAACUGUGACACAGUUGGGGGAAACACAAGCAGACAUGGUACAGCAGAAAAAUACCGAUGAUUAUAAAAUUGAAAAUAAAUGUGCAAGCAAAGAUGCGCUUAACUCUGUACUUUCUAAAGUAACUGUUAGCACGCGGCAACCUAAGCCAGCACCACCACAGCUUCGCCGGGAGAAGCAGCUACAAGCCGCCAAAAAGAAAACAACGCCCUAUAUACCAGGUAUUGUGAAUUUACAAGUGCUCGGUGCCGGUGCCAAUGGUUCACCAAGUGCCAUCUAUCUGUUUACCGAUCAGGCACGUUAUUUGUUCAACUGUGGUGAAGGGACACAGCGUUUAGCACAUGAGCACAAAACAAAGUUAGCGCGUUUAGAACAUAUUUUCGUGACGCGCAAUACUUGGCCGGUAGUGGGUGGAUUCCCAGGCUUAGCUUUAACUGUACAGGACGCAGGUGUAAAGGAAAUGGCGCUGCAUGGGCCCCCACAUUUAGACAGCAUAUUGCACAGCAUGAAACGCUUUGUCGUACUGAAAACACUGAAGGUAAAUACCUGUGAUUGCACACAAUCGACAGACUUUGAAGACGCCGUGAUGAGCGUCAAGUAUGUGCCGCUUUAUAAACAGCCAUUGGUCACCACGUCAAAUGCCACGCAAAUGAUAGACGCCAACAAUCAAAUGGUGGUUGCUUAUAUAUGCAAGCUAAAACCACGACCGGGUGCGCUUAACUUGGUCAAAUGUGUUGAACGUGGUGUGCCACCUGGUCCGCUGUUGGGUCAACUGAAGAAUGGCUUCGAUGUUACAUUGCCCGACGGUACCGUGGUGCAUUCCAAGGACGUGAGUGAACCCAGUGAAACAGCGCUCUCCUUCGUGUUCUUAGAUAUACCGACAGCGGAGUAUUUGCCGGCACUACAAGCGCAAGCGGAUGUAUUCCGCAAUCUACAACAGGACAUGGAAAAUGAAGUUGCGCUGGUGGUGCACUUUACGCCGGCCGAAAUAUUGGAAAACAAUUGUUAUCGCGAUUUCAUGGAGAAUUUCACGCCACGAACACAGCAUUUAUAUUUGAAUUCGCCACAUAACAACUUUUCUGGUUAUGUAGCUGCGCAUCGCAUACAAUAUCAACUAAAUCAAUUGAAUACACGUACAUUUCCACUGCUCACCGAGGCAAAAGACGCCUGCAGCAGUUUGCAUAUUAGCAAUAAAUUGAAGCGUACUAAAUUAGGCGAAACGGAGAAGGUGACAGAAGGCACACAGAAGGCAGUAGGUGACGCUAAUGAAACGCAGCUAACAAAUAUAAACUCGCUUACAAACUUCCAUUUGCGUCCCCGGAAGGGUCUUGAUCGCAGCGCGGAGGCUCAACUCAAUCCCAGUGAAUAUAUUAGCGAAACACAGGCACUCGCUGACUUUCCGACAUUACUCAGCAAACUAAAAGAUAUUCAACAAACGCUACCUGCACCGAAUUGUACAGCUAAAUACCCCAAAAUCACUUUUCUCGGCACCGGCUCCUGCAUACCGAAUAAAACACGCAAUGUGAGCGCCAUUAUGAUACAACCAGCCGAAAAUUCCUUUAUGCUGCUCGAUUGUGGUGAAGGUACACUCGGCCAAAUUGUGCGCUUCUAUGGCAAAACACGUGCUGAAAGCGUUGUGCGUAAUCUGAAAGCGAUUUAUAUCUCGCAUUUGCAUGCGGAUCAUCAUAUCGGGCUGAUUGGCUUGUUAAAUGAGCGUCAGCGCCUGCUGCAGGAGGCGGAUGUGCCACAGGCAGAGCAAAAAGUAUUGCUCUUUGCACCCAUACAAAUACAACCUUGGCUGAACUUCUACAAUGAGCGCAUUGAGAAUAUUGCACAAACCUACACGCUCAUCGGCAAUGCCGAACUGUUGGAGCAACCAAUGCUUUUGCAUGAAACACGCGCUGAUCUCGCCAUUGAGGCAAUCGGCACAUGCCUGGUGCGUCAUUGUCCGCACUCCUUUGGUGUUUGUCUCCGACUGCCAGCGCCAACAGAUGGCAGUGAACCAAUAACAAUCACUUAUAGUGGCGAUUCAAUGCCCUGUCGCGAUCUUGUCGAGCUUGGACGCAACUCAACGGUGCUCAUACAUGAAGCCACCAUGGAAGAUGACUUAAUCGAAGAGGCGAAAGUAAAAAUGCAUAGCACUAUUUCGCAGGCCAUCGCACAGGGCCGCGAAAUGCAAGCACAACAUAUAAUACUCACGCAUUUCUCACAACGCUACGCGAAAUUGCCACGCAUGCAGCAACUAGUGGGCGGCGACGAAGCGCAGCCACAGUUGAAUAAUGUAUCUAUAGCCUUUGAUAAUAUGCAAGUGACGUUGGGUGAUUUGGAGCAAUUUCAUUACAUGUACCCGGCGUUGCAUGCGCUUUUUGCCGAGCAUGCCGAGGAAUUGGAACAGAAGGCGUUGAAACGGGAAAUGAAAUUGGAACGGAAACGGAAAUUGUUGAAUGCAGACUGAGGAGAAGUGAAUAUUUGGUAUAAAUUCGUGAACAAUGUUAUUAGAUUUUAUCUCGUUAUGCUUGUAAAUUCUAAAUUUAUUUGUUAGCUAUCUAGACGCACUGACGUCGCAAAAAUUAGUACGUACGUACACAAAUAUAUAAAGCUUAUGUGUAUAAAAUUGUUAAAAAAAAGUAUUAAUUAUUGACUGGCCAUUAUUGUUGUUGUUAUAGCAGAGUUGACAGUACUUGGCUGAAUAAAAUCCGUUCCAGUUAUGUAAGUUCAA